Messenger RNA from Stylonychia lemnae, 558 nucleotides. The record is from the annotation of a GenBank genome assembly. NCBI's taxonomy places the organism in Eukaryota, Ciliophora, Spirotrichea, Sporadotrichida, Oxytrichidae.
AUGCAGCCACAUUAGUAAAGACAGUAAUCGACCAGUGAAUCGAGGAAACCUCCCUUUAGGCUAAAGCAUAAGUCACCAUUGAACAUACCAGUCGCUUCGCUCAGUCAACUUGGGUAUCUAGAUGAAGAAUCUUAGUAUCAAGUUUAAUCCCCAAUAUACAACAAUGAAUUGAGUGAACUCAAUAAAGGUUCUCCUUUGGCUAACAGAUAAACAAAUCUAAAUGUAAUAAAUGAAAAUUCUGUGAGGAUAAAUAUCCUGCCUAAAAAGGAAGAAAGCUAGACUAUUCAAAAUAGUCUUUAGCAAUAAUCAGACUACGGACAAUUAAACAUUAAGAUGCCCUAUAAGAAGCAAGAAACUAUAUAGCAACUGAAUAUGAUGCAUAGAAAUCUAAUCGACUCUAUCAUGUCCAGAACAGGUAAAAAGCGUAAUUCAACCUAGAUGGAAUUAGCAACUUCCAACUAGCUGACUUCGAGAAGAGAGAGCAUUAAUAAAACAGAUAGAAAUAAUCAGCAGUCCUCUUCAAUAUUCAUUGACUAGAAAGCACUUAUGACUCAAUGA